Molecule: messenger RNA, 444 nt
Organism: Neurospora crassa OR74A
Lineage: Eukaryota; Fungi; Ascomycota; Sordariomycetes; Sordariales; Sordariaceae
Exons: 2
Coding region: 1-444 (147 amino acids)
Source: RefSeq, a predicted model, not a curated record
AUGCCCAGCAAGGAAGAAAGCAUGGGCGGCCAGACUUCAUUUAGUUCUUCUGAAGAUACAUCACCUUUGGGAGAAAAGGCCGCGUAUACUCCGCCGGAAGAUACACAACAGGACGGGUCAUCCGAGACAUCUGAAGUCUCUAUGGUCGUUCACAAUGAAUCCAUCAGCGAGGAUGUCGCCCCGCCUAAAAUCUUAUUAAACGACGGUCCGGCACAGAACGUACCGGACUAUACGAUUGAUAACUCGCGGGUCGCUUCCUACGUUACCGAAUGUCAGGCCGACCACUCCCGCCUGUUCGAAGCCAAGCACAACAACUGCAAUGUCAUCGAAGACAGACAGACGGAGAUGGCGGCACGCCUGAUUACCAUCAUGAGGCCGCUUGAAGGUUUCGCCGGCCUAUACCCUGCCACGAUUCUCGAGGCGACGGAGGAAUUGAUCGAUUAA